Messenger RNA from Asparagus officinalis (garden asparagus), 1451 nucleotides. RefSeq names its product fructokinase-like 1, chloroplastic. Gene Ontology annotation, cellular component: chloroplast nucleoid. The transcript is spliced from 3 exons. Gene Ontology annotation, biological process: plastid transcription; chloroplast organization. The record is from RefSeq and is a predicted model, not a curated record. Lineage: Eukaryota; Viridiplantae; Streptophyta; Magnoliopsida; Asparagales; Asparagaceae. Bases 1 to 1026 code for a protein of 341 amino acids.
AUGUCGGACGACGAUCGGACUUCCGCUUACGAGUUCCCGCCGCUGGUGGUGCUGCUUCGGGCGGCGCAGCGGGAGUUCAUCCCGCCCGUGCGCGUGUCCGAGGUCCGGAUGCACCCGGACGCAGUACUUCCUCGUGAAAGAAUUCGUGGGGCCCCGCGGACGAGAGGGUGCAGGACGAGGGCGGCUAAGAUUGAUGAUGGGGCUGACGGCGGCUUACGAGGGUGCGUUGGGAUUUGGGGGAGGACGGAGAGAGGCCUGGGUAGUGAGACUGUGAAGGAGUGUGCUGAGGAUUCGUUGGGGGUGGCCGAGAUUGAUGUGUCUGUUCUCAAAGAGGCUAAGAUCUUUCACUUCAAUUCAGGAGUUCUGUUAUCCCCUUCAAUGCGUCCUACACUUUUUAAAGCCAUUUCCUUGUCGAAAAAGUACAACAACAAUGUUUUCUUCGAUCUGAAUCUUCCACUACCCCUAUGGAAAUCCCGUGAGGAGACCCGGGAAUUAAUCAAAGAGGCAUGGGCUCAGGCUGACCUCAUCGAGGUUUCAAAGCAGGAGCUAGAAUUCCUUCUGGAUGAAGAUCAUUAUGAGAGGAAGCGAAACUACAGGCCUCAAUACUAUUCCGAAUCCUAUGAGCAAACAAGAAAAUUAAGGGACUACUAUCAUUACACUAAGGAAGAAAUUGCACCUCUUUGGCAUGACGGAAUAAAAAUAUUAUUUGUGACUGACGGAACACUGCGGAUACAUUUUUAUACGCCGCAUUUUGAUGGCACAGUAAUCGGGACGGAGGACGUGCUUAUAACUCCGUUUACUUGUGACCGAACUGGUUCAGGCGAUGCAGUUGUAGCUGCGAUCAUGAGAAAGCUAACAAUAGAUCCGGAGAUGUACGAGAACGAAGAUAAGUUGGAAAGGCAACUUAGAUUUGCUGUUGCUGCUGGGAUUAUUUCUCAGUGGACUAUUGGAGCUGUGAGGGGGUUUCCUACAGAGAGUGCUACUCAGAACUUGAAGGAGCAAGUCUAUGUGCCUUCAAUGUGGUAGUGGUUUCUACAUAAGCAGGAGAAUGAUGCUUUGGCAUCUCAGAAAGCUUCUGCGCGUCGAAUUCGAGCUGAAAAUUCUUGCGGCAAUAUCAAAAUGUGGUCAUGAUAUGCACAGAAUUCAGAUAAUGCAUAUGAGGAGCAUUAUGAGAACAUCCAGUGAAUAGAGGUGUAAUAUAGCUAUCUUCGUUCUAGUUAUGCGACAUGCCACGUUAGCUGAAGUUCAAAAUUUUCCCCUCUUCUCAUAUUUCAUGAUUCUGUGGUAAAAUUUUGUUUCCAGAUUGUAGCAUUUUGACUAUUUUUUCUUCCUGUUGAACUGCUCAAAUUUGAGCAAGUUUCAAAUUCAGGAGAACGUUAAAAAGUAGCUGUAGCGAAUUUCAUACUUUCAUCUAAAUGUUAUCUAUAUGCUCGCGGAUCAAUUUUUUUUUU